Messenger RNA from Acanthamoeba castellanii str. Neff, 636 nucleotides. RefSeq names its product MHC I Cterminus family protein. The coding region runs from base 1 to 636 and encodes 211 amino acids. The record is from RefSeq and is a predicted model, not a curated record. Gene Ontology annotation, cellular component: cytoplasm; nucleus. Lineage: Eukaryota; Discosea; Longamoebia; Acanthamoebidae. The transcript has 7 exons. Gene Ontology annotation, molecular function: protein binding.
AUGGCGUCCAUCUUUCGCGAGACACAGGAGCAGCUCAAGGAGAUAAUCAUCCGAGACAUCAAACAGCUGAAGGAGCUGCCGCGGGACAUCGUCACCACACCCGACUUCCGCGUGGUCAUCCAGGGACACUUCAAUGAGUUUAAAACGACAGCGCUUCACGAGGCCUGCUUCCGAGGGUUCACUCCCAACGUGAAGAUACUGGUGGAGCACGGCGCCCCGCUCGAUGCCCGGCCGCUGCACCGAGCAGUCGGGGAGAACAAAUUCGAAGCCGCGGCCAUCUUGCUGCGAGCAGGAGCCGACCCCAACAGCGGCGAUGGCGACUUGAUGACGGCACUGCACCUGGCGUGCGACAAGGGCUUCGAGGAGCUGGCCCGCCUUCUCGUCGAACACAAAGCUGACGUCAGCGCCACUCCGCUCCACUACGCGGCCAACUCGGGGUCGGAGUACAUCUGCCGAUUACUCGUCAGCGCCGGUGCGACCGUCAACAUCGCGGACAGGGUGGGUUGGUCGCCCCUGCACGCGGCCGCGAGCAACGGCAAGGUGGCGGUGGUCAACUUCCUGAUCGACCGCGAGGCCGACCUCAACCCCCAAGCCCAGCGCUGUGGCCACACUCAUCACCAACGGCGCCGACCCUAA